This is a messenger RNA of Cavenderia fasciculata, 3183 nucleotides long. RefSeq names its product calcium-binding EF-hand domain-containing protein. Bases 1 to 3183 code for a protein of 1060 amino acids. Gene Ontology annotation, cellular component: nucleus. The transcript is spliced from 3 exons. Gene Ontology annotation, biological process: regulation of DNA-templated transcription. NCBI's taxonomy places the organism in Eukaryota, Evosea, Eumycetozoa, Acytosteliales, Cavenderiaceae. The record is from RefSeq and is a predicted model, not a curated record.
AUGGAUAACAGUGGAUUUGGAGGAUAUAACCAACAACAACAACAAUCGUACAACACUGGACAAUCUGGUAGUAAUUUUGGAGGAUAUAACCAACAACCCCAAAAUAUGAUGAUGAACCAGCCGCGUGGUGUUGUUUCUGGUGGAUACCAACAACAACAAACGCCACAACAACCAUUGAAUACAAACUUUUCAAAUCAAUCGUACCCCAACAACAACAUGGGAGGAAUGACUGGAGGUAACAACAUGGGUAGUGGAAGUGCUGUCAAUAUGGGAGUAGGAAUGCCUGGGGGUAAUAUGGGAGGAAUGCCAAACAUGAAUUAUCAACAAAGUGGUAGUUAUGACCAAAGAUCAGUUGCUAAUUCAUCUUCCCCCUAUGGUGGACCAUCUUCUACCAUCAAACCAAAUCAACCACCCCAACAACAACAACAACAAUCCUAUGGAAGUGUUGGCGGCCUUAAUAGUAACACUCGAAUGAUGCCCCAACAACCAAUCGGAGGUAAUAUGGGUUCUAUAAACAACAUGGGUAGUGCACCAAACAUGGGUGUCAAUACCAUGGGCAGUGGAUCCUCGGGAGGUAACAUGGGAGGAAUGCCUUCAGGUAACAUGAGUGGUUAUGGAAUGUCUACAAUGGGUGGUGGAAGUGGUGGUAAUAUGGGAGGAGGAAUGCCAGGAGGAAACAUUGGCGGAAUAUCUACAAGUAACAUGGGUGGUAUGUCUGGAAACACCAUGGGUGGAUAUAGCAGCAAUAACAUGGGAGGAGGCAUGUCUGGUCCAAGUAUGAACAUGGUAGGAGGAAUGCCAAGUGGAAACAGCAUGGGUAGUGGAAUGUCUGGAGGCAACAAUAUGAACAUGGGUGGUGGAAUGUCUGGAGGAUCAGGUAUGAAUAUGGGAGGAAAUAUGUCAAGCAAUAUGGGAAAUAUGUCUGGUCAAAACAACAUGGGUGGUGGAAUGUCUGGAGGAUCAGGUAUGAAUAUGGGAGGAAAUAUGUCAAGCAACAGCAGCAACAGUAGUAACUUGAAUAACAUGGGAGGAAAUAUGUCUAGUGGCGGUGGUGGUGGUGGAAACGAUUAUCGAUCCUCUUCUUCAUCAUCAUCCUCUUCCUCAAGAUAUGGCCAAAAUAGUAACAGUGGCAUAUCAGAUUUCCCAAGAGCAACUGGACCGGGAUCCUCUUGGAAUAAACAACCAUCUGGAAGCAGCGGUAGUAGUAGCGGCGGCAGCAGACAAUCUUAUAAUAAAUAUGACAACAACAAUAACUCUUCUGGUGGUGGAAAAUAUGAUAAUUAUAAAAAGAAAGAUUAUGGUGGUGGAGGUGGAAAAUCAUACAACAAAUAUGAUAAUAAUAAUAAUAAUAAUAAUAAUACAGGCAAAUAUGGUUAUCACAAAUCUUCAUCAUCCAACGCCACUUCUUCCUCUUCUUCCUCCUCUUCAUCAUUUGUAUCUGACCAUUCCCAUUCGUCAUCAUCCUCCUCUAUUACCUCUUCAAGAGAUAAAAAGUACUCGAGUCACAUACCUAGUAAUACUUUUACAAGUGUAGACUAUGACUAUGGAUUGGUAAAGAAAAUUUUCCCAAAACUCUCAAUCUCGCCAGAUUUCACAAAGUUGACCUCUUGUUGGGUAGAACACACCAACCAAUUGGAAACUGAGCAGUCAAAGCCACCUAUUGUAAACCUCGACCAGUUUAACCCUUUUGUAAUCGAUUCAAAGGAAGUCAAUACACCAAAGACCAAACUUGAAAACACUUCAAUUGGCUCAAAACAAUUUGAACAAUUCAACGGAGUUAAAUACAACGCCAAGGUAAUGCUUUUCCAACAACUACCAGUAGACUCUACAACACCAACCAACCUCUGCAAACGUUUGAAAUUCCUCGUUGCCAAAGAAAACAAGGACAUUUGUUGUAUUGGAGGAACUUGGAGUCCCUCUCUUGAUGGACAAGACAUUGAUAACCCUCAAACAUUAAUUAAUACUGCCAUUCGAACAACCAAAGAGUAUACACAAUUUGAUUUAUCAAAAUGUGUCAAAUGGAUCAAAUUUAUGGAAGUACAUUACUAUCGUCCACCAACAGAAAAGAAUCAACAAUAUCAAGAAGUCACUGUCAUCUUUGUACCAGAUAUUUCCAAUAUCACUCCAAAUGAAAUUAAUCAUUCUCUACUACAACAAGAUAAACCAAGUGAAAAAGAAGAAGGUGAAGACGAUCAUCAUCAACAACAACAGCAGCAGCAGCAGCAACAACAACAGCAACAACAAGAAGAAGGAACAAAUGAAUAUGAUCCCGAGAACCAAGGAGAAGAUAAACAAGAUAGUAGCAAUGACCCCGCCCAGACUGAUGCCAAGAUUUCCAUAACUUCUGAAACGUCGAGUGAGAGAAAGACAACCAGUCCCAACCCUGCACCACUGGUGGCCUUGCCCAAAGAGUUGCAAUCGUGCUUUAUCAUUACUACACCCUUGUCUGAUACGUCCUCGAUCAAGUACCGUGCCAUGAUGCUUUCCUUGGAUGGUUUGUUAGAUUAUGAAGAGAGUGACAAAUUUGAAGGAACCUUUGAAGCAUCUCUUUUUGGUGAGUUGUUUUAUCUCAUGCUGGCCACCGAGAUGGGAAAUAUUGUAAUGCAAGCCUUGCUUGAUUUUACUCCAAUUGUAUCCUCUGAUGAUCAUAGUAGUAGCAGUGGUAGUAGUAACGCAACUGAUACCGCCGAUAGCAACAACCCGACAAAUGUAGGAGAAAAAAGAAAACGUGAAGGAGAAGAGGGCAACAGCGACCAAGAUCAAUCAGCAGCAGCAGCAACUACAUCUACUGAAGAUGCCACUAAAAAACUAAAGCAAGAAACUACUUGUAGCAGUGAUAAUAAGGUAAAUACUAAACCAUCCGACGGCUCACCUUCUACCACCUCCACCACCACCACCACCAACAAUGGCUCACCUUCUGCCACGACCACAGCACCCGCCACAAGUAAGACCGAAAGAACAUUGGUACCAAGAUACAAAGAGGCAUUUGAAUUUUUUGAUCAAAACUUUGUGGAAUAUUUAAAAUCAGACGAUGUAGAAUUAAUUAUCCAUAAUCUUGGUUUGUUCUUGUCACGAUUCUAUGUUCAACGUAUAGUAUCCAAAGUUACAACUGAAUAUUCUUCAAAACAAGGUAGAGUUUAUUAUGACAAGGUAAUUUUUAAAAAUAUUCCAAAAAAACUAUAA